AUGCAAGCUCCUGUAGUGUAUAUGAACGCUUCCACUGAGAGACAAUCCGGUCGUCAGGCACAAAUUUCCAACAUAACUGCUGCCAAGGCCGUGUCAGACAUCAUCAGAACAUGUCUUGGACCGAAGGCAAUGCUUAAGAUGUUGUUGGAUCCAAUGGGUGGUAUCGUGCUUACCAACGAUGGACAUGCAAUUUUAAGGGAAAUUGACGUGGCACACCCAGCAGCCAAGUCGAUGAUUGAAUUGUCAAGAACCCAGGACGAAGAGGUCGGCGAUGGUACCACUACCGUUAUCAUCUUGGCAGGUGAGAUAUUGGCCCAGGCGUUCCCAUACGUUGAGAAGAACAACAUUCACCCCGUUAUAAUUAUCCAGGCUUUAAAGCAAGCACUUAGCGAUGCCUUGCAGAUCAUCCACGAAGUGUCCAAGCCUGUAGACAUUGAAAAUGACGCGGCCAUGGUUAAAUUGAUCAAGGCAUCUAUUGGUACUAAGUACAUAAAUAAGUGGUCCGCCAAGAUGUGUGAGUUGUCUCUCAAGGCUGUCAAGACCGUCGUCAUUGAUAAUGGUGGACACAAGGAGAUCGACGUCAAAAGAUACGUCAGGAUCGAGAAGAUCCCUGGUGGAGAAGUUGAAGACAGUGUAGUGCUUGAUGGUAUCUUAUUGAACAAGGAUGUCACCCACCCUAAGAUGAAGAGAAGAAUCGAAAACCCUAGAAUUGUGUUGUUGGAUUGUCCCUUAGAGUACAAGAAGGGAGAAUCUCAAACCAAUAUUGAAAUCACCAAGGAAGAAGACUGGAGUAGAAUCUUGGAGAUCGAAGAAGAGCAAGUUAAAGCCAUCUGUGAGCAAAUUCUCUCCCUCAAGCCAGACUUGGUUAUCACCGAAAAGGGUGUGAGUGACUUGGCUCAGCACUUUCUCUUGAAAGGUGGAGUUACUGCGUUAAGAAGAGUCAAGAAGUCUGACAAUAAUCGUAUUGCUAGAGCCACCGGUGCAACCAUUGUAAAUAGAAUUGAAGACUUGAAGGAAUCUGACAUUGGAACCAAGUGUGGAUUGUUCAAAGUUGAGUUGAUUGGAGACGAAUACUUCACAUAUUUGGUUGAGUGUGAGAAGCCACAAGCUUGUACCAUUCAGCUUAGAGGGCCAUCCAAGGAUAUCUUGAAUGAAAUCGAAAGAAACUUGCACGACGCCAUGGCUGUUACCAGAAACGUUAUGUUUGAACCAUCGUUAUCACCAGGUGGCGGUGCUACUGAAAUGGCCGUCAGUGUCAGAUUGGCUGAAAAGGCUAAAACCAUUGAAGGUGUUGCGCAAUGGCCAUACCAAUCCGUAGCUGAUGCCUUUGAGGUCAUACCAAGAACAUUGAUUCAAAACUGCGGUGGUAACCCUAUCAGAGUUUUGGCACAAUUGAGAGCUAAGCAUGCAAAGAGAGAUUACACAUUUGGUAUUGAUGGAGAUCUAGGUAAAGUUGUUGAUAUGAAUGACUAUGGAGUAUGGGAACCAGAAGUUAUCAAGCAACAAUCUGUCAAGACUGCCAUUGAGAGUGCUUGCUUGUUGUUAAGAGUUGAUGAUAUUGUCAGUGGUGUAAGACAACAACAGUAA
This is a messenger RNA of Dujonia railenensis, 1587 nucleotides long. NCBI's taxonomy places the organism in Eukaryota, Fungi, Ascomycota, Pichiomycetes, Serinales, Debaryomycetaceae. The record is from the annotation of a GenBank genome assembly.